CUGGUGAAACACUCUAAGAUGGGAGCAGUGCACAUGAGGGAUGACGUCAUGAGAAAGAGAAAUAAGAGAAAUACAUAAAAAAAGAAUCCCUCGGUGCAUUGCGUCAACAGCCACAGGAGGAAGAGGAAGAUUUGUUUACCUUUCGCCGCAUGAGUGUGUGAUGGAGGGCAACUCGACCCUUAAUGCAGGCACCAUCACCAGUGCCAGUGGGGACAAGAAGCAGGACCAGGUGUUGCUGCAACCCUUCACCUAUGUCCUGCAGUUUCCGGGUAAAAUGAUCCGUGCUAAGCUGGCUCAGGCGUUCAACUAUUGGAUGAAGAUCCCCGAAGACAAGCUGCUUGCCAUCUCGGACAUCAUACACAUGCUGCACAAUGCCAGUCUACUCAUAGACGACAUCGAGGACAACAGUGUGCUGCGCCGUGGCAUCCCCGUGGCUCACAGCAUCUAUGGGGUCGCCUCCACCAUCAACUCUGCCAAUUAUGUUUAUUUUCUCGGGCUGGAGAGGGUGUUAGCGCUGGAUCACCCAGACGCUACUCGAGUGUUCUGUGAGCAGCUUCUAGAGCUUCACCGAGGGCAGGGGAUGGAGAUCUACUGGCGGGAUUCCUUCACUUGUCCCACUGAGGCUGAGUACCGCCAAAUGACCAUCCGCAAAACUGGAGGACUGUUUGGCUUGGCGAUAAGAUUGAUGCAGCUUUUCAGUAGCUCGACGCAGGACUACUCCACCCUCACUGGCAUCCUCGGACUCUUCUUCCAGAUCCGUGACGACUACGCCAACCUCUGCAUGAAGGAGUACAGUGACAGCAAAAGCUACUGUGAGGACCUGACCGAGGGCAAGUUCAGCUUCCCAGUGAUUCACGCCAUCAGCACCCAGCCAGACGACCAGCAAGUCAUCAAUAUCAUUCGACAGAGGCCAAAGGAUCUGGAGGUGAAGAGGUACUGCGUGUCGCUCCUGGAAAAGUUUGGGUCCCUAAAACACACGAAGGAGACUCUUCAGAAGCUGGAGGUAGAGGCCCGGCAGGAAAUCACCUUGCUAGGGGGCAACCCACACCUCGAGGCACUUCUGGAUGAGCUGACAACCAAUGUGUAGAGGCACUGGGUUGUCUUAUCUGUGACCUGAAUGACCUGUUUUUUUGUGUGCUUGUUUAUGUGUGUUGUCGAGUUUUUAUUUAUUUAUUUGCUUCGCCAUUUUUUGUCAUCCUCUUCUUCAUGCAUUAUUUUAUUUCUCUCUUUUGUCUUUGGUUCAUUGACUUUUAGCUCGUUUCUACCAUUGUCCUUAUGCAAUAUAUUCUUCAUUACCAUUUCUUAUUCUUUUAUAAUGUACUAGUUAAGAAGCUGACUUGUUCUCUGUCUCUUCCUCUUCCUCCUUUUCCUCAUCAUCUUGUUUCUUUCUUUAUCCUCUGUUUACUUCCUCUCUCCCUUCUGUAGCUUUUAGUCUCGGUGUCAGUUCACUCAGGUAGUUCAGGCUUCCUUUGUCUCCUCAAGCAAGCUACAGCUUAGGAAAACAUGUAGUAGUACUCACACUAAGUCAGACAUUGGAUUCUGCUGAUUACCUCUGGGCUGCAGCGGGGUACUGGAGGGGUGAAGUGAUGGACGUGGCUGGCUGCAGGUGGUGCUGUAUAUUCAUUUAUUAGUAGUGCUUUAUGAGCCAGUGUCAAAUUAAAUGUACUUUCUAUGCAGCUGAACAUAUUUAUUAUUUACUGUCUUAGUUAUUUAAUAAUUUAUGUUAUAUGUGUAUCCUGUAUCCUGAAGAACUACAGAGGAACUAUAUUAUUAUAAGGAAAAUUGCCUAUUUCCUAUUCUAUAGUAAAUUAACCAUAGCACAAAACACAUUAAAACCUGUAAACUCUAUCCAGCUUCAAAUACAUACUAAUACAUAUAUGUAACACAUUGAUGAAACACGCUUUGGUUCUGUAGAGCAUCAGACGUGAAGCCUCAUCCUCAGCUCAGUCAUGACCUCAGAGCAGAGCCUGUUGCAUAGUGGAAUGGUGGUGUGCCAACCUUUGAGGCCACCCGUCCUGGUGAGUCAGGCAGAGCAGCACAGAUAAUCACGGUCUGCUCCCCGGCGUGACUGAGGGAUGAUGAUGAGCUGUGAAUAUUUUGUUGAUGUCUCAAAAUGCAGUGCAAUCAUCUCUGCCAAACUUGAAUGUAGUUUGAAAGAUCUCAGUCAAAUUCUCAGUUACUAGAUGUCUUUCUGAAGGAAGCACUGCCAGAAUGCACUAAAAGUAUGAUGACAUUAAGUUAUUGCUGUGCUGUUUGCCUCUUUCUUGUUUUUUGUUACAAUAGAGGUGGAUGCAAAGAAAUAAUUCAUGGAGACCUAUAAUAUUCUAUAUAUUUAGUCAGCAAGAUGUGAUAAAAAUAGUAUUAAGAGUAAUUUUAAUUCAUCAUUUUCAUUCCCUAUUUCAAAAGUCACAGUCUUCUCAAAGGCAUGCUGAGAAUCAAAUACACUGUUGAAUAUGAUGCCUUUUUAAAAAAUGCAGUGAAAGUUGAAGGCAAUAUAAUGCUCUUUAAGAUUAUAUCAUAAAAUUUCUCUUCAUAUACAUUUAAUUUUUUUUGUGAACUGUGACUUAUUUUAUGUUGCUUUUAAUGUCAGAUAGUUUCACUGCCAUUAUAUUUUGUACACAUAACUCAAGAAACUCAGUACUGCAGCUGCCCAAGAUCUCAGAACAGGUAGUGAAAAAUAGUCAUCAAAGUAUUCAUAUGCACCAUGGAUCUCCCCUCCACUUGUUGCAACACAUAUCAUUAAGCACCCCAGUGGAGAUUCUCCUUACAAGAAACUUUUGACAUUCUUUGUAGCGUUUUGUCUUGUCUUGGGAUGCCAAGGUGUUAGCUGGAAGUGAGAAAAUGAACCUCACCUGCCAAGUGUAGCUUUUUGUGAAAGAUAUUUAUGUUUUAUGUUAACCUGGUGGACAUAUUCCACAUGAGUUCAGUCUGUCAUCAGAGAUGGGGAAGAGGAGGAAUUACCCCGUAUAAUAGUAUAUGAUCCUGCGGAGCAUGGUCUAGCACCAGGUUAUAAUGCCAGCUAAAUCCCUGUGAAAAUAUGCCAUAGAUACAACCAAUAAAAAAAAGAAAAUAUUACUAUUUAUCAAUUUGAUCUACAUAUUUUUUAAAUUUCAUUACUUGCAAUGUUAUAAAAAGUCCUUCAAGGAAUUUUUUUCUGGAUAAAUACUGACAACAGUUGUGGCAUAUCAGUAUAAUGUAUCUAAUCAGAGGGAAAAAAGUAUUUUAGAAUUAAAUGCAUGAUAUAUGUAGCAGUAUCAGAUCUGGUUUAGCUAGGCUUAAGCUUGAAUAGAUAAAUAGUGCUCCCGCUUGAGAAAGAGCUUAUGCACCUCUGUAAGAUGAAUGGCAGUGGAAAGCUUUGAUAGGCCCCUGUCCCCCACUCCCUCUACUGUGUGCUUCCAAGUAACACUCAGUGCCUCUCUCUAACCUCCCCUCCCAAGCUGACCUCAGUUCGAGUAGCAUAUACAAGUGUCCCUGGUGUGCUGAAGGGGCAAGUGAAAGGACAAAAAUCCUAUGUGAGAAAUUUGCUGCUGCACCAGAAACCUUAAAAAAUGUUGCCUACUAAAAAGAUCUCAUGAACCCUUUAACUCUAUCUGAAUCACUUGAAGAUUUUAAGUUGAAACAGAAACGAUGGUCAUGAUCGUUCUGUGACAUGUUGAUUAGCUAAGUCCUCAAGCCUUAAAGGAUGUUAACAGUACAUUCAGGUUAGGCAGUUGAUAUGCAAAGAGUCCAUAUUAGUAGCCAAAAACACACGAACCUGAAAUCAAAGAAAUAACUCAUAGAAUACUUUUUAAAUCAUUGGAUAAGAGGUGAGGAGUGGAUAGUAGUAGCGUAUGCGGGUCUUUUGCACACCAGGCAGACACACAUGCAGAAUCCACUCAGCCACCACAUGCAGGCAAAUUCACGACAGCUGCAAGAAAUUUGUAGCAAUAAAAUAACAAAUUACUGUACUUCCCAGUGAGAGAAAAAUGGUUCAGUAUAAUUUUUGAGUCACUGGGAGAAGGUGAAGGAUUACAAUCAUAGAGUCUUCCGAUUUAUGACAAACAGUUGCUAAAAGGUGUGGAGGAGACAGCCGUGUAGUGGUUAGCCGAUGCUUUGAUGAGCUUUCAGAGGCAGGAGUUUUAUGGUUUAUAGCUUUUCUUGUGGCCUCAGGAUUUUGGUGAUUCAUUAUUAUCAUUAUUAUUAUUAUUAUUAUUAUUAUUAUUAUUAUUAUUAUUAUAUAUUAUUUAUUAUUAUCAUUACUAUUGUUAUUCUAUCUCCCUGCCCGGUGUACAUGCUUAAAAGGGGACGUAACUUUGUUUUAUUUAUAUCAAUCUUAUUAUUAUUAGUUUUUGUUACCAUUAUCACUUGUUUUGUUAUUUUAUUCUUCCUUAUUUAUUUUUCAAUUUUUCUAUUACUAUUGCAUCUGGCUUAUAGUGAGGGCAGAGAGGGUUGUUAAGUUCCUCUCUAAGGAAUCAUCAACAUCCUAAAUGCCCCAAGACUUGCUGUUAUUUAUUUAACUUUUCACGUCACAGAAGUACGUUGGGUCAGUAGCCAUGCAGUGGGCCAGAUGCAUGAAUGGCAACUACUGGUAUAGAGUGUGCUUCUGCUUGCUUGCCAAUAGAUCUCAUGUAGGUAUUGAUAAGUUGUGUGUGUGUGUCAAGGGGGAAGAGGUUUUUGUAUAGCACCUUACAUUGAUUUCCUCAUUUUUUUUGUGUGUGUGUUUCAUGCUGCCACAUAUUCCAUCAUUUACUGUUUUCUGGGGUGCAGUUCAACUCAGGAAACUUCUGCAGUGCCAGUCUCAUGUGCUGACCAAGUGUAGUGUGUAGUUUGUGUUGCCUGGAUGUGGUGAAUUGUGUUGCUUGAAUGCAGUAGUUGUAGUCAUGUUGAGCAAAUGGGGUUCCAUGUAUUGCUAGAGGACGGUAGUUUGUGUUCCUUGAAUGUGGUAGUUCCUUGUGCACUCACUGAAGAUUAUAGAAAGGCCGUGCAAACUUUUUUUUUUCUUUCUGAUGCAUGUGGUUAUGAAGGAAGUUGUGUCAUAAUGUGAAAUAAUAUGACUGGCAUGGAUCUUCUGGCACUACACAUAUUUCACCAAUUGCACGCAUCAGAAAGAAAGGGGAAUGAGUGCUGAAAUCGACGGUGAAGUGUAUUGUAUCAGUAAUAUUUCAGUAAGUCUGGUGCCGCUUACAGGACGAUGGGUUGCAGAAAGUAGGUGGAAUGGUAUUGCAAUAUGCUGUGCUGACUUAUGGUCUAAUUUUAUUUUGUACUUAAAUAUUGGGUUUAGUGAUUUGUAUUAUGAGGAAAUUAUUCCAGGUAGGGGUUUUAUUUUGUUAUGUUUAUGAUAUGGAUAAUGGAUGUAUAAUAUUCAUACUUUGUGAUAACUAUGAUGCUGUGGUGCUUUAUUUAUGUGUGUGUGAGUCACAUUUUGUUUUAACUCUACAUUGGUAAGGGAGUUGGUUUGAGACUGAACAACAGUCGCUUUAUUUUUUAUGUAUAGCCAGCAUUAUUUUUAUGUAUAGUUGAUAUGUAUAUUUUGGAAGAGGAUCAGUAAUUCAGUGUGUACCUGAGGUUGCACUCAUUUCUUAUUCUUAGUUUUAUAUGAAAGAAAUCAAUAUGUACUUUAUUUUUCAGUUUGAGAAGGGAACAUGAAAGACAUUGACAGCUUGGUAUAUGAUGUCUUUUCCAAAAAUUAUUGGGAUGUUUCAAAAGCUAGACAAGGGAACAUUAGAGAAAAAUACAAAAGUUUAUUCAUCUUGUAACAUCUUGGUAUGUAUUUUAGUGAUCCAGCAACCCUGUCUUGGACACUGCAGUACAUCCAGAUUAUUUACCAAAAGUACAUCCAAAUGAUUUCCCUAACAAUGUCCCCACAGAGAUUAUACACUCAGGAGUCUUAUUACAUAUCAUGCCUCAGAUUCUCACUCACAAGGCAAUGCUAGACUGUCCCCAGAGCCCAGCAUGUGUGUGUGUGUGUGUGUGUGUGUGUGUGUGUGUGUGUGUGUGUGUUGUUCCUAAAGCAAGUUGAUUUAUGUAUCGUUUUCAUUUUAUAUUUUUAUAUGACCCCUUUAUAGGUUCAUGAGGUUGUGAUGUAUGUCAAGCCAUUUAUCUUUUAUGAUGAAAUGAUACAUAUUUUUUUCCCAUAGUUUUGGGCCAUUUGUCAUUAUGUGGUUAAUUGAGUUUUGUCUUCCCCUACCACUGCAGAAGGCACAUUCAUCAUCGGUAUUUUCUGUUUCUUCAUUCAUGGACAAAGUACUCCUCGGCAAUGUUACAAAUCCUCUACUUUUACAUACUCAAAGUCAUGUUCUAUUUAGUGAAGAUUGUGUUGAUUCCUACAAUACUGCUGUUCCUUUAAAUAUUACAAGAAACACUGGUAGUACAUCAAAGUAUGGAACAUGAAUAUAUGAGUCGUGAUCUGGGCUUCGUGGAUACAUGCAUGUUAUUUUGAACAAUUAUCAAAAACUUCUGGAAAGAAUGUAUGGGUACCUAAUUUACCAAGAAAGAUAUGUAAUGAUUUAAACUUACCAAAAAUGUGCAUAGAAAUAAUUUGUUGUUAUAUGUGCAAUGACAAGUUUUUGGAUGAUCAAGAAUGAGAAUAGAGGUCACAGUUAUGAAGAGGAUGCAGUAUGUGGAAUGUGUGAGUGUGUGCAUGUGUGUGUGUGUGUGUGUGUGUGUGUGUGUGUGUGUGUGUGUGUGUGUGUGUUUAAUUCACCACGGCCUGAUCACAUGUUGGACUCGUAAUCACCAGCAGCUACCCUCCCGACAUGGGCAAGUGCUCUUUAUCGUCGAUCUAUGGGUAGUGAGUGUGGUAUGAGUGUGUGUGUGUGUGUGUUAAAUAAUUUCAUCACGUUGGCUUGUGUGAUAGCUACAUUUAUUAUUAUCUUAACGCUGCUAGUUGUGCAUAAUAAUGGCCUCGUGUGCUCAGUUAGCUCUGUCAAUAGGGAAUCACAUGUUAGGCCGUAGUGAGUGAUUUUAUUGUCCACAUGUAUGAUAAUUUGCUGUAUAGUAUUUAUUUCCCUGGUAAGGUGUAGCUCAUCACCCAGGUUGUAUAUGUGUAAACUGUUGCAAUAUGGGUUUCAUUCCGUGGAUGUAAACAGUGCAGGGUUUCAAUUAAUUUGCUUAUUAUUGAAUUGUAACAUUCAAUAAAAUUCUGUCGUGUAUACAAUUGC
Eriocheir sinensis (Chinese mitten crab) is the source of this 7139-nucleotide messenger RNA. RefSeq names its product terpene synthase-like (gene qm). The coding region runs from base 161 to 1087 and encodes 308 amino acids. The transcript has 8 exons. Gene Ontology annotation, biological process: isoprenoid biosynthetic process. NCBI's taxonomy places the organism in Eukaryota, Metazoa, Arthropoda, Malacostraca, Decapoda, Varunidae. Gene Ontology annotation, molecular function: prenyltransferase activity. The record is from RefSeq and is a predicted model, not a curated record.